Messenger RNA from Tyto alba (common barn owl), 944 nucleotides. RefSeq names its product BCL2 like 15 (gene BCL2L15). The coding region runs from base 292 to 774 and encodes 160 amino acids. The transcript is spliced from 4 exons. Lineage: Eukaryota; Metazoa; Chordata; Aves; Strigiformes; Tytonidae. Gene Ontology annotation, biological process: regulation of apoptotic process. The record is from RefSeq and is a predicted model, not a curated record.
GAGCUUCCAGCUUUUUAUCCAGUCCUGUUUCUCGAUGAGUGAAGAGGUCAGCAGCCUUUGAUAACUUUUAUUUCAGUUGUUCUUAACAGACAUGACAUUUUGAAACUAAACCACACCCAUAGCUUGAAUGACAACAGUUGAGAGCAAAUAUUGGCAUACCGUGCUGUCCCGGGGAGGAGUUUGGGGUCAUGCUCUUCUCGGAAGAACCUGUGCAGCUCUGGGAAAAGGAAGCCAAAAUCCAGAGUCAAAGCUCACCUGGAAGGAGCAGCGGCCGCGGGGCGACGGGCUGCGAUGGCCACCUUCGAGGAGCAGACCGCCUGCGUUGUGGAAGCCUUGUUCUCCGACCUCCUGGGGGAAGAUGAGAGCGUCUGCCGGAGCCUGGAGACAGACUCGGGAGAGCUGGUGCAGUCCGCGGCACAGCCUCCAACCAGUUUUGACCCAGUCGUGAUCGCCAGUCGCCUGCGGCGGAUGGGGGACCAGUGCAACAUGGAUUUUGAAAGGGUUUCCUCGGAGGCUCUUGCUGAAGUGCUCAAGGGAAAGAUGGAGAAGUUUUCAGCUGCCGUCGACUUUCUCAUCAGGAGGUGGAGUGACCAGAACCCCGAGCUGGGCUAUGAGCGAGCUUUUCUCUGUAUUUCGGUGAAAUUGAUGAUACAUGUUGCUAAGAAAGUCCCAGCUAAGGUGCAUCCCAACCAACUCAUAACAAUGAUUAAUGGAAAUUCUCAAGUGAGAAACUACAUUGAGGCCUGUGGCGGAUGGGAGAACUUGGACAACUGAGAAAGGGCUAUGCUGCUUUCCAGAAGGUGAAGCUCAGCUUUUCAUUGACUUAACCAGGAGAAAUGCUGUUUUACUUCUUCCAGAGACUUCAUGAAGAACUCUACGCUUAAGCAUUGUGUAAAAGAGAUUCUGUAUCACUACAAACAAAAAUUAUUAAAUGUUUGAUGUUA